Molecule: messenger RNA, 1458 nt
Organism: Leptinotarsa decemlineata (Colorado potato beetle)
Lineage: Eukaryota; Metazoa; Arthropoda; Insecta; Coleoptera; Chrysomelidae
Gene: Lrp4
Product: LDL receptor related protein 4
Biological process (GO): receptor-mediated endocytosis
Cellular component (GO): apical plasma membrane; plasma membrane; signaling receptor complex
Molecular function (GO): hormone binding; protein binding; calcium ion binding
Source: RefSeq, a predicted model, not a curated record
AAAACGUGGGUUUGCGAUGGCUAUCAGGACUGCCCAAAUGGAGAAGACGAAUCAAAAUGUCAAAUAGUUUGUGAUGAAUCCACAUUUCCGUGUAGCGGAAUAAAAGUCAACAGCACCGCGACCGAAUUCUGCAUUAACAAAAAACAUCGAUGUGAUGGACAGCAAGACUGUCCCAAAGGGGAUGAUGAAAAAGACUGUCCUACUAAAAGAGAAUGUGAGCAUGGCACGAAGUGCGAGCAAGUUUGCAUCACGACAUCUGAUAAAAAGAAAGGUUGUUCGUGUUACGUCGGAUACAAAUUAGCCAGCGACAAUUACACUUGUGAAGAUAUCAAUGAGUGCAUGUACGCUACAGAUCCCGUGUGUUCUCAGACUUGCAAUAAUACCAUUGGCAGUUUUAAAUGCGGCUGUAUGACGGGGUACGUACUUAGGCCAGACUUGAGAACCUGCAAAGCAGUAGGAGCGCCACCAACACUUCUAUUCGCUAACAGAAUAGACAUUCGACAGGUUUCCUUAAGCAAUGCAAAAUACACUACAUUAAUGAAGGGCCUUCACAACGCUAUAUCCCUAGACUAUCAUUACGAAAAAGAUUACAUCUUCUGGUCCGAUGUGUCUAUAGAUGUCAUUAGAAGAGCCUACAUCAAUGGCAGUGACAUUACAGAUAUCAUCAACUCCGGGCUGGAGGCACCUGGAGGGGUAGCCAUAGACUGGAUCCACAAUCUCAUUUUCUGGACAGAUUCCGGUACACGAAGGAUUGAAGUGGCAACCCUAGAUGGCCAACAGAGAGCAAUAUUAGUAGCGAGUGAGGUGGAUAAACCUAGAGCUAUAGCUGUUCAUCCAGGGGAGGCUUUGGUCUUCUGGACUGACUGGGGACCGAAUCCGAAAAUAGAAAGGUCCGAAAUGGAUGGUUUCAACAGGCGGAGCAUCAUCACAGAGUCCGUGUUUUGGCCCAAUGGUCUCACCAUAGAUUACACUUCUAACCAAGUCUACUGGGCUGAUGCUAAGCACAACGUCAUCGAAACCUCGAUGUUGGACGGCACCAACAGGAAAAAGGUCAUUAGCAAAGGGCUUCCCCACCCUUUCGCACUUACGAUUUUCGAAGACGCUAUUUUCUGGACAGACUGGCACACGAAGUCAAUUUCUACGGCCAACAAGGCUACUGGAGCUGGGCUGCAUACCAUUCAUUCUCGACUUCAUUUCCCUAUGGACAUCCACACAUACCAUCCUCAAAGGCAGCCUAAGUAUCGAAAUCGUUGUGGACCUACAAACGGAGGUUGCGCUCAUAUGUGUUUACCAAAUGCGAAGACUUUCACGUGUAUGUGUCGUAUGGGUCAAAAGUUGAAAUCCGAUAAGAGAAAUUGUCAGAAACCUGAAAAAUUUCUACUGUUCGCCAGAAAAAAAGAUCUCAGAAUGAAAUAUCUGGAUGGAAGUUCACAACAUCAGUACGAGAUGAUUCUUUGA